GUGUACCUCCACCUCCUCUACCUGCGCGACCACUUGAUGAACUACCUCGACCAGAUGGAGUACCGGUUCCUCCUGUGCCUCCUCGGCUACACGAACAGACUACGGCAGGCAACCCUACGGAGCACCAAGGAAAAGGACUGGCUUACCCAGGUGGAGGCGAUUAUGGCUGAUAUGUCGGACAGCAGCAGGACGUGGUUUUCACUAGUGAUGAAGGAGGUGGAUACAGCCUACACGGCGUACCUGAAGGCUCCACCAAUGGAUCGACUUACUUUGCGGCCCACAGAGCCGGAAAACUUGGUGUCAGGUGAAGUCAGAGUUGGUGGCGACGAGAAGGACGUCGGUGAUCAGUAUGUUGUUUCGCCUGGCGGUGUUGUAUCAGCCGGCUGGCGAGCAGGUGGCUACUGCAACGACGGCGUCUACGGCACCAUCGACUUCUUCUACUACGUCGGGGUUACAGCCGCCCGCCGUACCUCCCGAGAUCAAGCGCGGGACAAGGACGAGAUCAACCAGGCCAACCCUGUGAUGGUGACGUUGGCUGGUGACGAAGGAAAGCUGUUGCACCAG
This is a messenger RNA of Symbiodinium necroappetens, 564 nucleotides long. Lineage: Eukaryota; Dinophyceae; Suessiales; Symbiodiniaceae. The record is from the annotation of a GenBank genome assembly.